AAUACAUUCUGUUUAUUUACAAUACUUGACUGGUGAACAAUUGAGCCUAGAUUUCUCCAACACGAGCGAUACCGAAUUUAUUACUGAAAAGCUAAGUAUGAGUAUGAAGUAUUUUGUACUCUUAUCCUGUUUGGCAUACUAUGCCACGUCAAUCGAGACUGAUCGAGAAGAUGAUAACAUACCUAUUGUCCAUUCCGAGGAUUCUACUGCGAUUGCAGAGCAAGUCAAACAAGAUCAAGAUCAGUUGGAUGCUAAGCUAAGAGAAGACCAGUUCGAAUCGCUAUUGAAAUCGUGGCGGGCAAUAAAAGUUGGACAAAAAAUUCCAAAGGAACAGAUAUUAUCUUUUUUCGGUACAAUAAAAGUGGACAGCAAAGGUCACAAUGAAGUAGCGGAAUUUCUCAACAUUUUGGAUGAACGCGGUCUUGGUGAAGAUGGGAUGGAAGUAGUAGAUUUUAAUGCCUGUGUUUUAGAGUUUAUGAAAAAAAUGAAUUGGUACGAUGAAUUUAUUCAAGAGGAACAGCAGAGUAUGUGUCAGAGAAGAGGAUGUCACAAUUAUGGCUGUGACAAAGAAUCCAUUCAUGCAGAAAAUCCGAGCAUGUGUCAGUGCAGCGAAUGUCACUAUUAUAGCUCCACCGUGCUGUCAGACAACACUAUCACGGCGUUAAGUAAUGCGGUUGGAAAGAUAAAAGUAACCGAUAUGAACAACGGAAAAAUGACCUUGGAAGAGCUUCUACAAAUUUUGGAUGAAACGCAAGUAGAUUCGGACCUAGAAGCCUUUUGUACAUAUUUGUUAGCAAAAGUUUCCGCCGAUGGAAUUGAAGAACCUAUUAUUAGUCCCGGAGAGUUUAGAAAGAUGAUGGACGAGUUCAACGAAUUGGAAAAACAUAAGAUCAUGUUUAAGUCUGUCGACUCGAAUGGUGAUGGUAAAGUUACUGUAGACGAAGUACACACCUAUUUGAGGUCACUUGGCGGUAUUUGGGAUACAAAAAAUGCUGUAAAAAUGCUCGAAUCAGCGGAUAUCGAUGGUAACAAAGUCAUUGAUUUGAACGAGUUCAUAAAGAUGAUCCACAAUGCAAAUAUUUGCUUAAACUGCACUAAUGAAUUCCAUGAAAUGGAUUUGAACCAGGACAAUACUCUUUCGAAAGAUGAGUUGCAGGAUGGAAUGGACAAAAAGUUUAACAAAGUUUGUGAAACACAAGUAGGAAAAGUUUUUGACAUUUUGGAUGGCAACCAUGACGGCAAAAUAACCGAAAAUGGUAACAAACACUAAUAAAAAAAUUGUUUUUAUAAAAAAAAAUAUACUUGUUUUGCAGGGUAGUUACAAAAGAGUAUUACAAACUUCAUUAAUGUUUAAUGAACGUUGUGGUAUUAUUUAGCAAUUACCCUGUGCAGUUAUGUUUUAAAAAUAAAUAUUAUUUUUUCAGAGUUUAUAGUGUCGCGUGGUAUUUAAGCUAAAUUAAUUUAACAUACUAUACAAGUUAUAAUUACUGUAUUAAAUUAUAUAUUAUAAUUCGUUUGUUUUGACAUUGUUACAAUUCUAAAUUUAAAUUAUGUUU
This is a messenger RNA of Adelges cooleyi (spruce gall adelgid), 1556 nucleotides long. RefSeq lists its product as uncharacterized. The record is from RefSeq and is a predicted model, not a curated record. The coding region runs from base 98 to 1270 and encodes 390 amino acids. The transcript has 10 exons. Lineage: Eukaryota; Metazoa; Arthropoda; Insecta; Hemiptera; Adelgidae. Gene Ontology annotation, molecular function: calcium ion binding.